Molecule: messenger RNA, 694 nt
Organism: Moneuplotes crassus
Lineage: Eukaryota; Ciliophora; Spirotrichea; Euplotida; Euplotidae
Source: the annotation of a GenBank genome assembly
UUUGGCUAAAAUGUGAUAUUUGAAUUUUAAGAAAAUGUUUGAUCUUUGAGUUUUCUCUUUUGCAAUUUAAAGAAACUUUCUUGAUGCUAAUCUAAGAAAUUUAUUGAAGUCAAUUUUUAGAAGAAAUUUGAAGGGAUGGCCAAACUGUUCAGGGUAAAUAGAGGAAGGAAGCUACGGAAUUCAAGGUUUGACGCCAAGUCGUUCAUUGUAAAAAAAAGAAAGCCAUCUAAAUUAAAUAGAAAGCAAAAAUCUUUUUCAAUAACUAGUCCUUUGAGAGAGAGGAGAAGAAGAACUCGAAAAACUAUGCAAGCGCCCAGAGUACAUGUAAAGAGCCCUCCUCCAACCUUCAACUCUGGAGAACUCUUAAGCCCGCUAGGUUUGGAUUUAGAGCAGGAGAAAGAGAGAUAUAUGACUAUCAUCAUGAAAGCCCAGAAUGCUUUAAGGAAUAACUCUCGAGUUUUUGGAUCCCCAUGUGUCCUCAAAAAGUUUUUAUCGGAAAGACGUUCCUUUAAAAGUCAAGGCAAUGUAAGAGGCCAAUCUUUCAUCUCAGAAGGUCAAGAAGCCAGUGGCUCUGGCAAGAGCAAGAAAUUUCUUGAUAAAGUAAACAUCAGGAAGUUAAAUAUCACCAAGAAAUCAGCAUCAUUUACUGCAAAAAAUAUGACCUCGUAGUUUAAUAGCUAAUUAUUAAGCUUAA